Molecule: messenger RNA, 2160 nt
Organism: Pseudoliparis swirei
Lineage: Eukaryota; Metazoa; Chordata; Actinopteri; Perciformes; Liparidae
Gene: ptcd3
Product: pentatricopeptide repeat domain 3
Biological process (GO): mitochondrial translation
Cellular component (GO): mitochondrion
Molecular function (GO): ribosomal small subunit binding; protein binding; rRNA binding
Source: RefSeq, a predicted model, not a curated record
AUGGUUUCUCCCUCCCAGAAGCCUUCAGUGCGUAACAACAUGGCGGCGCCCGGACGGCACGUAGGGCAUUAUAUUCAAAGAAACAGCCGAUUUUUAAGAAAUGGUAUCGAGCAGCUAUGGAGUCACAGGAGUUUUGGUUGGACUCCAGCUCUGCGACAACAAGCUGCAGAAGCUAACAAAGAUUCUACAGAUGCGUUUCUCAUCCCCAGGAAGAAAACCUGGAGCAAGGAGGCAGUGCUGGAGGCUCUGGCGUCUACUGUCGGCAGGGAUCCCACAGCACACCCCUACCACUUCCAGGAUGACCCUUACCUCUCUCCUAGGACCUCCUCUGAGUUUAGGCUGUUCUCGCUCUCUCUAGAGUCUGGCAGGUCCGCGGCCAAAUACUUUGUCAACAGCAAUCCCAAGUUCUUCACCACAGACUUUGCUGAACCACACAUACCCUGUCUGAUGCCAGAGAGUGUGACGCCGCUCCUCGAGGAGACGAGUGAGGAGGCGCUCAAGGAACGAAUCAGCUUGAGGAAAGUUACAGCCGCUGUCGACAUGUACGACCAACUGUUGCAAUCUGGCACCGCGGUCUCCAUGGAAACGACCCAUGGGUUGUUAGACCUGAUCUGUCUCUACUGUGACAGAGACCCGGUCCAGGAGGGAGGACAGCAGGCUGAGGACGCGGAGGAGUCGGAAGAGGAGGUGAGGAGACGGAAAGGGAGGUUUCGUCGGACUUCCCACAUGCUGAGAUUCACCUGGAAGGAGAACUCCAACGCAGAGAGGAUCUUCAACCUGCUGCCCGAGCGAGACACGCGCUGCUUCUCAGCUCUGAUCAGGGGCAUGGUGAAGCACGGAGCCUCCGCAAAGGCCUACAGCAAGUACACCGACAUGCUGAACAACAGAGUGACAGCUGAUGUCCACAUCUUCAACGCUCUGGUGUCAGCCGCUCCAGACCUCCGAGACAAAUACAACGAGAGAUGGGAGCUUAUCACUGAGUUGUUGAACCAGAUGAAUCAGCAGAAAGUUCAGCCCAACCUUCUCACCUUCAACAGUGUUCUCAAAGCGCUGAGACGCUGCGGCUUUCUCGCCAAAACACAAGCUAUGUACAUUCUGAAUGAGAUGAAGGCCAUGGGAAUAGCUCCGAGUCUGGCCUCCUUCGACCACAUCCUGGCGGUCUUUUCCAAAGCAGCCUCCUCUGGCCAGGGCAGCACUGACAUUUUACAGGAAGUGAUGUCAGUGCUGGGAAAAAACAGCUUCAUCUGCCAGGACCCCAACGAUGUUCUAUUCUUCACCACUGCGAUGAGAAUAUGCCUGGAUAAUAAAGAUCUAGAGCUGGGUUAUAAGAUCCAGAGUCUAGUAGAACACGGGGAGAACUGGAGGCUUCUGGGAGAUUCCUACCAGCAGAGUAUUUAUUACGGUCGUUUCUUCAACCUGCUGUGUAUGAUGGAGCACAUUGACGUGGUGCUGAAGUGGUACAGGCGGCUCAUUCCCUCGUUGUACUACCCGAACCCUCAGGGACUGAAGGACCUGCUGCAGGCUCUGGACACAGACAGUCGCCUGGACAUGCUGCCCACCAUAUGGAAGGACAUCCGGUCUCUGGGUCACGAUAACAAAACCGAUCUGGUGGAGGAGCUGCUCGCCCUGAUGGCCAGGGACCGACACAGUCCAGAGGUUCAGGAGGCGUUCGCGGCGUGUGCCCUGGACGUGAAGAGUGCGUUCGGUGGGAACCGAGGGAAGAUCAGUCUGGAGUGGAGCAGCGCCUCCCUCUCGCACAUCACCUCCCUGCUGCUGCGAGCCAACAAGACCCCGCAGGCCUGGGAGAUGCUGCAGCUCUUCGAGUCCAAGAACAGAGUUCCCAACGACGGGCUGCUGGAUGACUUCCUGUCGGCGUGCUGCGGCGGCAGCUCCCCCCAAAAAGCGGUGGAGCUGGUCCAGAUGUCCGCAGCCUUCGGCCUGCCUGCAACAGCGAGACUGGCAAAGAGGACGCUGGCCGAGUUCCAAGUGACGGAGGAGCAAAGAGCGGUGUUAUCUGAACUGGAGGCGACAGGAGAGACCUCUGACUGAAGGAGACAAUCGUGGAUGAACAGCUAUGACGCCAAUCCACUGAUCCCAACAUGCUUCUGUUUCUAAAUCUGUGUAUUUAAAAAAAUCGACGUUACUUGAACAAGAGCUCAA